Messenger RNA from Daphnia pulicaria, 1453 nucleotides. RefSeq names its product acyl-coenzyme A diphosphatase NUDT19-like. The record is from RefSeq and is a predicted model, not a curated record. The transcript is spliced from 4 exons. Gene Ontology annotation, cellular component: mitochondrion. Gene Ontology annotation, molecular function: hydrolase activity, acting on acid anhydrides, in phosphorus-containing anhydrides. The coding region runs from base 126 to 1220 and encodes 364 amino acids. Lineage: Eukaryota; Metazoa; Arthropoda; Branchiopoda; Diplostraca; Daphniidae.
UUUUCAUUUGAUAGCAGACGAAAAUAGUUCACUAAAAAUGUUUUUAACUGCUGCUCUUUGACCUAAUUAAUACCGGGAAUGCUGUAAGUCAAUAAUCCUGUAUUCAUUCAUUUACUUCCACAGUAAUGAUGGGUCCGGUUUCAUGGAAAAAUGCGUCCACUUUGAUCGUAUUAGCUCGAAAUCGCCUAAGUCAGGCAACGCACAUUAAAGCCAAUGAACAACAAAAAAAGCAGCCUGAUUACAGUUGUAUGUUAUUGAAGCGUAGUUCUCAAAGCAAAUUCUUUGCAAAUGCCUUUGUGUUUCCUGGAGGAGCCAUCGAGGUUGCAGACUUUUCACCAUCUUGGCUAGAGCAUUUCAAUGAAAAUGGCUUUAAUCGAGAAAAGUUGACAUCUGAAUUUGUUGUUUCUAAGCAUGACAAAGUCCCGCUGUAUGGCAAUGCUCCACAUCCAGAUUGCAUUCCUGAAGUAGGUUAUCGUAUCAGUGCCAUCAGAGAAACAUUUGAGGAAACAGGUGUUUUGUUCUGUAAACCCAUUCAAAGUCAUAAACAGUCUAACAACGUCCUUAAAAUUGACGAUUUAAUUGAAUGGCAAAAACGUGUUCAUCAUAACCCAGAAGAGUUUCUUCUCUUGUGUAAAAAGUAUUUUUUGCUUCCUGACCUUUGGUCAUUGUAUGAAUGGUCCAACUGGCUUACCCCUGUCAACAUGGGGCCAAAACGAUACGACACUAUAUUUUAUAUUUGUGUUGUCGAUGAUUUACCUGACGUGCGAAUCGACGGAAGCGAGAUCAUCGAACUUUUGUGGGCUGAUCCGUGUAGCGCGGUUUGGAAGCACGUGCAAGGCCACAUUUGGUUGGCUCCGCCUCAACUGUAUGAACUCAGCAGAUUAGCGCAAAUCAAUAGCGCCGAAGACUUGAAAAUAUUUUCCAAGAAAAGGCAGCUGGACGGUAUCGAGCGUUGGCUUCCCAUCCGCUGCAAAACCAAGAAUGGGCAUAUUAUGACAAUACUUCCGGGUGAUUCGCUUUACCCUGAAACCGAAGAUACCCCUAGUGCAGAUAUCGAGGAAGAUGAUUCCAGCUCCGAAGCCACGUCAAAGAACAGGAUUAGUUUUUUCAGUCCAAAACUCUUCCGCAUCGGUUGUAACAUCGUCGAUCCACGUGGUCAUAAGCAGCCCAGAGAUUUGCUCGAGGAAAUAAAUGACAGCACUCUUCAAUCGAAUAUGUAAAUUACUCAUCAAAAAAGGUAAUUUACAUAAAAACAAUUGUUAAAAAUCCUCAGCUCUGCGUAUAAACUGGUAAUAUUCACUUGAAAUCACCCUCGAAAAAGGAAAAAUUGCCAAAACUGCAUUUGUUAUCGUUAAAUGCUCGUUUUUCUUGAUAAAAUUAUGUACACAUUUGCUUCGUUUCUGUAUACUGUGCAGCUAGAAAUGAAUAAGGCAGUGUUGCAUAUUCGAGAAAA